UUCCCGCGUGAAAUUGUACCUCGAUGUGCAAGUGGUAAUGCUUCUAUACAAGUAGUGAAUUUGUGGCUUCUACACCCAAACAUCCGAGUAGUAGGCAAACAGAACAAUGGCGACCACUACUUGAUCUUCCUUCUUUUGCUCUCAUUCUCCCUCCUUUUAUUGACAGCGACAAAAAACCAUCUAUUGACAGCUUUGCAUUCAUCAACAGGUACUCGAGUAUUCAGCUGGUUUCACUCAUUUCGCCCGUCUCAUCUCGUCUCGCUAUUCGAUUCGGGCGGGCUGGGACGUGCGCACUACUUGGUACUUGGUGUCACGGCCGGCUGCACUGCACCGCACGGCCACUCACCCUCUGGGCCGACGCCAUCCAUUUACCUCCGUUGUUGCUCCGCGUCUUGUUUUUGUUGACCGUCGCAUACCAGUCAGUCACACUUCGGUUGACUACUAGUAUACAUACAUUCAACGCCCCUCCAGCAUCUGCACGCGUCGAUAGCUUCGCGCCGCUGUCGUCGCUAUGACCGUCGUCAAGAAGAAGACGGGCACGCGGGGGUCGGGCGGCAACAAGUACUACUGCGACUUCUGCAACUCGGACAUCACCUCUACGGUCCGCAUUCGUUGUGCCCACAACGCCUGCCAGGACUACGACCUCUGCGUCACCUGUUUCUCCGAAGCCAAAUCAAACCGCGAACAUGAUCCCCGCUCCCAUCCAUAUCAAGUCAUUGAACAACACUCCAUACCUAUAUUCACCGACGACUGGGGCGCCGACGAGGAAUUGGCACUGCUGGAAGGCGCCGAGCAGUACGGCCUGGGCUCGUGGGCAGACAUCGCAGACCAUAUCGGUGGCUACCGGACAAAGGAAGAGGUUCGCGAUCACUACAUCAGUACCUACCUCAACAGCUCAAGAUUCCCCCUCCCUGAACAUUGCUCCCCCGAAGAUGUUGAGCUCAGCAAAACCAUCACGCGCGAGGAGUUCCAGGCAAAUAAGAAGCGGAGGAUAGAAAAGAAGAAGGAGGAACAAACAAAUGCCCCACCUGCUACACCCAAACAGAAGCCCACGGCCAGUGUACCGGCCUGCCAUGAAGUCCAAGGGUACAUGCCCGGUCGAUUAGAAUUCGAAACAGAAUACUUCAACGAGGCUGAAGAAGCCGUGCAACAUAUGCAAUUCGACCCGGGUGAUGGACUCAACCCACGGACAGGCGAGCUGGAACCGGAGAUGGAGCUCAAGGCGACUAUCAUGGAAAUCUAUAAUUCGCGCCUGGAUGCGCGUGUCGAGCGCAAAAAGAUUAUAUUCGAGCAUAAGCUAUUAGAGUAUCGGAAGAACGCUGCGGCUGACAAGAAACGAACCAAGGAGGAACGCGAUCUACUCAAUAAAGCGAAGCCAUUCGCGCGCAUGAUGAAACACGACGACUUUGAGAAGUUCUGCGAAGGCUUAGCGUACGAGCACAGCCUUCGUCAAGCCAUCUCCUCUCUCCAAGAAUGGAGAAACAUGCAAAUCACCGACCUUAAACAAGGCGAGAAAUACGAGCAAGAGAAGCAGACGCGGCAAUCUCGAGGUCCUCCGCUAGGCCAAUUCGAUCGGUUAGCAUCCAACCGAAUGAGCAAGCCCACGCCUCCCUUCGAGACGCCGUCGGCGUCGUCAGCACUGACCGCUCCCGAGCUACCUCUGCAAUUACGGCAAAAGAGCGGCCUUUCUACACCACCCCCCGAUCAACCCAACGGCACCGCCAACGGUACCAAUGGCGUAUCGACCCCACAGCACGCCAAAACAAAGUUUGUCCCCAAGCCCCUCACCAACACCGUUCCUCUAAAAUUCGGCCGCGAAUCAGCCUCGGACCUCCAGUUGUUGAGUCCCGAGGAAGUGGAGAUAUGUCGAGUCUUGCGCAUCAUGCCAAAACCGUACCUAGCCAUCAAGGAAAACAUGAUCCGGGAAGCCAUGAAACAGGGUGGCAUUCUUAAGAAGAAGACUGCGAGAGACAUUGGUAAAAUCGAUGAGCGCAAAACGGGACAGAUUUUCGACUUUUUCGUGCAUAGUGGGUGGAUUGCUCGGGCAUGAUGAACAUGGCAUGGCCAGUGGAUUCGAUUCCGUUAUAACGAUGUUGAAGAAUUGAUUGAGCGCAUAUUGGCUGGCGUUGAAUUGGUUGGCUCUCUUU
Molecule: messenger RNA, 2147 nt
Organism: Periconia digitata
Lineage: Eukaryota; Fungi; Ascomycota; Dothideomycetes; Pleosporales; Periconiaceae
Source: the annotation of a GenBank genome assembly